Molecule: messenger RNA, 564 nt
Organism: Zygotorulaspora mrakii
Lineage: Eukaryota; Fungi; Ascomycota; Saccharomycetes; Saccharomycetales; Saccharomycetaceae
Gene: MRPL32
Product: mitochondrial 54S ribosomal protein bL32m
Exons: 1
Coding region: 1-564 (187 amino acids)
Biological process (GO): translation
Cellular component (GO): mitochondrial large ribosomal subunit
Molecular function (GO): structural constituent of ribosome
Source: RefSeq, a predicted model, not a curated record
AUGUCUGUUGCUAUUAUUCCAAGAUUGUUAGAUCGAUACUAUGCAGCAACUGCCACGACCUUACUUCCAUGGGUUACAGCACUUGGUGAAGUAGUGAACAGAUUACCAAAGGAUUAUCCAGUUGGAUUGCAACAAUGGCUCAAAAAAAGGGAGGAGAAACGAACGUCAGAACAAAACAUGGGUAGCGAUACAUUUUGGAAUAAUGGUAUUCUUCUCGCCGUCCCAAAGAAAAAGGUUUCUCAUCAAAAGAAGAGACAAAAGUUAUAUGGGCCAGGUUCGAAGCAACUAAAAAUGAUACAUCAUAUAAAUACUUGUCCUUCCUGUGGCCAUUUCAAGUUGGCUAAUACUUUGUGUACGCAUUGCGUCGGGGAAGUUAGUCGUAUAUGGAGAAGUCAAACGGUAAAACCUUCUGUGGAGCCGUUACAGGAACAGCAGCUUUCUGAGCUAGACAAGAGGGUCAUUUAUCCUGGAAAGAAGGAUACAGCCUAUGUCGAAAAAUUGAAAGACAAAGAGAGUUACCUGGAACGUCGAAUGAGAUCGUUGCCCGUAGAUAAGGAGGAAUAA